Molecule: messenger RNA, 2259 nt
Organism: Metarhizium brunneum ARSEF 3297
Lineage: Eukaryota; Fungi; Ascomycota; Sordariomycetes; Hypocreales; Clavicipitaceae
Source: RefSeq, a predicted model, not a curated record
AUGCACCCGUUUUCCAUCCUCACCCUCGGCAUCUUUGUAGCUGGCUACAUCACCGCGCGUUGGGAUCUCGUCACCCGUCUCUAUGAGCUCGCCAUUUUUGCAGCGGAAUACGGAGUUGUGGUAUGCUACAAUUGCUCUGCUGAGGAGGAGUUGCCUACCAUUAUUCGCGCUGCCAAGGGCGUCGUUGCUUUGACUGCUUUAUUUCUCACCAUCUUCAUACCUGUUGUUUGGGUGGCCAGAAAGGAGACAUUCUUGGCUAGCGAAGUCGAACAUCACCUGAAGGGAGGAUCGUUUUUCAGAAGUGCCCCCCAUUCUCCUGGUCGAAUAUAUGAGCUAUGCGGGCAUUCGUCUAUGCACGUCCUUGGCGUGUCGAAUUCGACCGGCACGGCCACCGUCGACCCUUCUUGGGUCUGCGCAAUCAACCAUCCUUCUUCACGCACCCCAACUAUAACUUGCGCCAAGGCAUCCAGCAUACAGCUUAUCCUCUACGACAGGCCGCAGCCUAAACGCAUGCAGUACAUCUCCUUGGAGCCAAUUGCCCUAGCUCUUGGAGACAAGAGUUCCAUGGUGGAUGACGCCAAGGUUGACGCUACUGAAGACCUCGUCGAGCAACAAGAGAGGUCAGCAAAGGAAGCUAGGCAAAGGCUCGUUGAGAAAUUGAAGCAACACACUAUUUCCAAUCGAGUCCCUUCGGCCCGUGACAAAGCACUACGGAAAAUCAUCAACCAAGUAAAUUGGUCGUGGGAGCUGGAACAGACAUUGCAAAAGAACGCCUGGCGACUUGGGCCACGGCCGAAGCGAAGUCUGAGCGUAUCUGAGCAAGUAAUGGAAUCUGCGUCGACUAUGAGAAACUAUGUUCUCAGACAGCUUUGGACCUUUUUUGCCGUCUACUUGUUCCCAACAAUACGCAAAACUUUCAUCCUGUUUCUUCUUGGCCAUCGCAUGGUGGCUGAGAUGCUACUUCUCAUUCUAGAGUUUCGGAUCAAACCAGGAUACGCCGCCUUGAAGGACAUAUCAGCCACCGCACAGCAGAUAGAAAUUCGACUCCAACAAUUUUGUUAUUGGCCCAUGCAGUACUCGAAGCUGCGGCAGAGAAAGGCGAAUUGGGCGAGUAUCACUACCAGCCAUCCCGAUUAUAUCCGAUUUUACAACAGCCUUUGGCUCGUUGCCAACGACGUCAUCAUUGGCAUAGCUCUUGGCUCCUACGUGAUUGAGCAUGCCGACUGGGUUGCCGCGCAAAUUGGAGACCUGUUGAGGACGUACACCGUGGAGGCUCUUCAAAGCAGCAUCUCAUGGUUGAUGGACUACCCAGCGGGUUUGAAACUCAAUGGCGAGCUGGCAGUGUUUUUGGGUGACUUGUUUCUGUGGGUUAUUGACUACUGGUCAAGCUGCAUAGAAACCCUAAACCCAGCACUGCCAAAUAUCGUAUGGUUCAUCGGAUUUACGUCCUUUGCAGGCGCCAGCAUGCCAACUGCGCUGUUUUCGGAUCUGCUGUCCCUCCUGACAGUUCACAUCUACUCAUUCUACCUUGCAUCAGCCCGCAUCUACCACUGGCAGCUGACGAUUCUCCAGUCACUCUUCCACCUAUUUCGAGGCAAGAAGCAAAAUGUGCUUCGUAACCGUAUUGAUUCAUGCGACUAUGACCUUGACCAGCUGCUUGUCGGCACGAUUUUAUUCACGCUUCUCUUCUUUCUUUUGCCCACCGUGGUUGUAUUCUACCUAAACUUUGCUAUUGCACGAAUGGUCAUAAUAUCUAUGAAGGCGGGAUUUGAUACUCUGCUUUCGUGUCUGAACCACUUUCCGUUAUUCGCUUUGAUGCUGCGUAUAAAGGACGUAAAAAGGCUACCCGGCGGCAUUCGUUUCGAGCUUCGAGAUACCCAAGAUUAUAGAGUCACAGACACUAAUACUAUUAAUGAAACCCCCACGUCGAUCAUUUACCUCAAGUCAAUACCUCUGAGUUUCAGUGCCAUGUUCCACCAAUACGCCCAGAUGGCCCAUCGCAUUCGAAAACACUAUCUCUCGCCGCGCGUCCUACUGUGCCUCCUCACAGGGCAGUUUGUCCCACCUAUCAAUCGCAAAAAUCUGUAUAGUUUGCAGUACAGCAUGCUACCAGCAAGACGAGCAACGAUUUGGGACAUGUGGCGUGCUGUGAACACCGAAAUUCCUCAGAAAAAAACCUUCCAACUACCUAUAAUACCGCCACUGCCGAAUGGUGCCAAAAGGAUGGCGGGGAACGGGCGUGCCAGGGCGCACUACUAG